GGGAAGCUGGGCUGAAAGUGGACGUCUGCGGGGAGAAAUAAGUAACUGUUCACCUGGAAACUGCGCGAGGAGCCGUGGGUGGUCCCCCCGGCCCCCACUCUUCUGGAAACCCGCCUGUCACGGCCUCCAAAUAAUGCAUCUUAGAAGUCAAUGAAAGGAAAACCUGCCCUGUCGGUGCCGGAGCCGGACGAGGUGCGCUGAGCCCGGGUCGCAAAGGUGGAGCGGAGAGGCGUGUAGAAACAACAAAAGACAGAAACCGCAGGUGUGUCGGAUGAAAGCACAGGAGCCGCUGACGCUCGGAUAAUAGGGUUUUGUCAUGGAGUGGCGCGAGCAGUCCGCUGUCAGCUGCGACGACGCCUACGCGGAGGCGCAGAGAUGGAUUGAGGCUGUAACCAAGCAAAAAUUUGGGAGCAACGACUUCCGAUCGGAGCUGGAGAAUGGCGUGCUGUUGUGCGAUCUGAUCAACAGAAUCAAGCCUGGAAUUAUCAAGAGGAUUAACAGGCUGCCCACACCCAUUGCUGGACUGGACAACCUCAACGUCUUUCUCAAGGCCUGCGGGAAGCUGGGACUGAGGGAGGCGCAGCUCUUUCACCCGGGAGAUCUCCAGGACUUAUCCACACGAGUCACAGUCAAGCACCAAGAGACCAACAGGAGGCUGAAAAAUGUGUUGAUCACCAUUUUCUGGCUGGGAAGGAGAGCUUACUCUGAUCCUCUUUAUCAUGGAGCUUACCUGAAUUUCAAGGCAUUUGAGGGAUUACUGGGCACAGCACUAUACAAGGCUCUGCAGGAAACGGCCGGUCAGAAAGGCAGCAGCAUCCGAGACAGCGGCUUCGGCGAUAGCUGGUGCGAGGAGCGCGAGGAGCUCUAUCCGCUGAGAGGACGCAGAGGAGGAGGAGGAGGAGGAGGAGAAGGAGGAGGCGGACACAGGAGAGACGACUCCCUGGACAGUUUGGACUCGCUGGGCUCCCGACCACACAGCGUUUCAUCUGACGCCACCCUUAAAGGCAGCAGCGAGGGUUGCUGCAGUGACGCCGAGACAGACUCCGACUUCAGGAUGGCUGAGAACAAGGACCAAAUCAGCUACCGCCGCUCGGUGGUCAUCACGCCCAAGACCACCACCCAGUUCAACCAGUUUCUGCCCACUAAAGACAAAUCCUCGGGCUACGUGCCGGCGCCGCUGAGGAAGAAGCGGGCGGAGCGCAGCGAGGACAGCGUGGCUGCCCGGCGGAGCUGGGCCAACCCUUCGUACUCGGAGGAGGAGAGCCCCCUGACCAGACAGCAACAAGAGCCGGAGGCUUUGGACGGGAGUAAAUCCACCAGCGACAUCCUGGCGGAACCCGCCGUCGCGCGCCAGGUUCGCUACGAGGAGCUGCAGAAGUUUCGUGAACAUGUAAAGCAGAGUGAGGACAAGUGGCAGGAUGACCUGAGCAAGUGGAAGAGCCGCCGCCGAAGCGUCAACUCUGACAUAGUGAAAAAGAAGGAGGAGCGCGAGACCAUCGAGCAGAUCACGUACGGCAGCAGGCGAAGGUCCAAGACCUUCAAGGAGAUGCAGGAGGAAAGGGAAAACAAAGGCGUCAGCCAUCGCCUCGGGUCCCUCUCUUACCUGGACGACGAAGACGUAUUCGCCGGACCUGUCGUCUCCCCUCGGAGUCGAACCCUCCCCCCGAGGAGCCACACGAUUGACACUUCCUACUUCUCCCCUGAUUCAACGGUCUCCUCCGAGCCUCCGUCGCGGCAGCCUGAACCCCGCGCUGCCUCGUCUCCUCCCACUUCACGGGCGCCAAACGCCGCGGCCGACCCCACUCCCGCCAUCGCCCCCAGAAGCCACGCCCCCCUCCGCAGCGCCGCGUCCCCGGCAGCACCGCCUUCCCAGCAAGGUCCGGUCCCAGCACGCAGCACGAACAAGACGACCGAGACCCCAUCCCCCGUCUCCCCCGUCUCCCCCUCCAGCUCCCUCCAACAGGUGCCAGAGCCCAAGCAGCCGCUUGUGACCCCGCCCUCGAGUUCUCUGAACAAACAGCGGCCGCAGCUCAACUCGGUGGAGCCAGAGUCCGCCGCUGCACCUUUACAGAAGACCCCGGUCCCAGAACCCAGCGGCGCCGCCAAGAAGGAGGAGGCCGCCCCCGCCGUGUCCUCCUCCAGCCCCCCACAGAAGGUGCCCGCUCUGAGGCGCCCCCUGUUGGUCCCACAGGCCAACGUGGACGCCCCCUCCUCCGGAGCGCUGUACAAACAACAGCCACAACCCAGCUCCAUGGAACCCAAGCCUCCCGGGGUGUCUCGGGUUUCCGCCUCCCUCCCCAGGAGUUACCAGAGAUCGGAUAGUGCUCGUCUAACUUCAGUUGUGGCUCCGAGGCCCUUCGGGUCCCAGGCCUCACGUAUCAGCUCACUUCCCAGAGCCUCCACAAUGGACACCUCCAACAAGCGGGUCAACGGCGACGUGUCCAAAAAGUCAACUGUGCCGAGUCGCUAUCACCAGUUCAUGACCUCCGAGGACGAGGCCCAGUCCAGUUCGGCCCAGAGCAGCGAAGAGGAAGAGGAGGAGGAGGAGAAGGCGGCGAAGAGCGUCGCGCCCACGCAGAGCGUCGCGCCCGCCCCCGCGCCCACCAAGAGCGAGGCUCCACCCACUUCCAGUCCAGCCAAAGAAGCCGCGAAGGAGAGCUUCUGUGACAUGCGCAUCAACCUGAACCAGAAACCCAACAGCAGCAGAGACUUCGGCUUCCAGGCGAACUGGGACUCAACGGGCGCUCGCGUCACCUCCAUCCAGACAGGCAGCCCGGCCGAGAUGUGUCAGCUGCAGGCCGGAGACGAGGUGCUGACGGUGAACGGGCACCAGGUGGCAGGAAUGAGCUACACAGACUGGAAGGCCUGCAUGGGGGAGGCUCUGCAGGAGGGCAGCCUGGUCAUGGAUGUGCGGCGUCACGGCCAGAACACCUGGGACAGAGAUCCACCUUCCCUACCCUUUAAAAGACAUAAGACCAUCAAUCUGACCAGUACGGAUCACCCGGUGCUUCUAGGUCCAGACUCCAACCCUCCGACCAAAACCAGCUUGGAUUUCACCUCGCGGAUCCCCCCGGAGCCGAAAGAGCCCGCCGCCGCGGAUGACGCUUCAAGCAGAGUUAAUGGAAGCGUCGCCGAGGAGCCUGUGACCAUGAGGAACAAAGAGUCAGAACCCAUAUCUUUGAAAAACUUAAAACGGAGGUCAGAAUUUUUUGAACAAGGAGGAUCAGAGGCGGCGCUGCCAGACAUCCCCGUUCCUCCCAUCACACCCUCCUCCAGUCGCUGGUCCUGGGACCCAGAAGAGGAGCGCAGGCGUCAGGAAAAAUGGCAAAAAGAACAAGAGCGCCUCCUACAGGAGAAAUACAAGCGCGACCAGGAGAAGCUGCAGGAGGAGUGGCUCAAGGCUCAACAGGAGGUUGCAAAGAGCCAGCCCGGGAGCCUGGAGGUGAACAGCCACAGCGUCGGCCCACGCUCGCCCCUCUCUCCCACCAGCGAGCCCGCUUCCCGGCCGUGGGAGGAGGAGGAGAGGAAGAGGAGGGAGGAGCUGGAGCGCCAGCGGCAGGCGGAGGAGAGGAGGAAGCGGGAGGAGGAGGAGCGGCAGCUGCGGCUUCUGCAGGAGGAGAGGAAGAGGAAGGAGAAGCAGGAGGAGGAGGAGCGGAGGAGGAGGGAGGAGGAGGAGCUGAGGUGGCAGAGGAAGAAGGAGGAGGAGAGGGAGGAGGAGAGGAGGCGCCAGCGAGCCUUGGAGCAGCAGUGGGCUGCCGGCUCCUCUGGCUUUGACAGCGUCCAGCCUCCACUGUCCUCCACAGACAGGGCUAAAUCCAAGUCCUCCCCUCAGCUCGAUGAAGAGGACAAGCCUCAAAGGAAAGGCGCGCACGUGCAGCCGAGGGGCAUGGCCCAGUGGCUGCUGGAGGAGCAGCUGAGGAGCGCGCGCGACAAACAGGCCCGGGGUCAGAGGGCCACGUCCGAGCUGGAGAUGGAGAGGAGGAACAUCCUCAACGCCAUGAGAUACCGAGACCCGGAGAGAGCGACGGGAAACCAGCCUCUGUCGCAGGUGGAGCUGGAGCGGCAGCAGAUCCUGAACGAGAUGAAGAAGAAGACGCCGCUGCUGACGGACGCCAGCUGGAUCCGCCAGCGCUCGCCCGACGCGGGCGGGUCCCGGGAGGGCGACGCCCCGCCCAUGCGCAGGGGGGAGUCGCUCGACAACCUGGACACCUCCUACAGCUCCUGGCGCUCGUCGUGGACGCCCAAAGGCAACGCCUACGUCCAGAGCUCCAGCCGGCCCCACUCCGCCCUCUCGGGGGCCCGGCGGCCCGCCUCCUCCGCCCUGCCCUCCUCCUACUCCAUGGGCUCCCUCCGGGGGGGGGCGGGGAGCCCCUCGGGCCCCUCGGCGCCCUGGUCCCGGCAGACGCCGUCCCCGUCGCUGUCGUCCCCGUCACCCGUGGCUUCUCCGGAGCCCACGUCUGAGGCCUCCCAGCAGCGGAGCAGGUCAGUGAGUGGCAAGAAAAUCUGUACGUUCUGCGACGCCCCGCUGGGAAAAGGAGCCGCCAUGAUCAUCGAGUCCCUCGGGCUCUGUUAUCAUUUGACCUGUUUUAAGUGCAUCGACUGCAAGUCCGACCUGGGAGGCUCGGAAGCCGGCGCCGAAGUCCGAAUACGGAACAAGCAGCUUUACUGCAACACCUGCUACGUGCGAUUCAAAAGUGGCCAGCCAACAGUCAUGUGACGGGACGGCGCUGCAGCAGAUUGACGAGGAGACCACGUGCGACAACAACCCGUGAAUGGGAAACGCCGUCGGACUCGCUGACGAGAAGCGUGUUUGUGUUUGUAACAGGUGUGAUGGGGAGGGGGCGCUUGCAUAGAACGUAUCUACUGUGUUCAUAUGGUAUUAAGUAUUACAGCUGUACAAAGGGUUCUGCAUGCACCAGUGUUUUUCCAUGUUCUGUCCACCAAACUAGUCGAGCAGUAAAUGGUUUAUAAGAGGACAGAGGCAGAUUUGUGCCGAGAGCGUGUUCUUAUCGUGUCUGUGCGCCUUUUCAUCGGUAACAGGGAAGAAGUAGUUAAGAUUAACACGAUUCCUUCAAAAUGUAUUUAAGGACCAUCUGCUGGAACGUCGUCGCUGAUAGAUUGGACUGUACACCUUCAGUAAACAGGUUUUCUCAUUAGGAAUAUAUAUUGUACUGAACAGCAACCGGUAAUAAAACCAUUUGUAAAUAAAACGACUAAACGUUCA
This is a messenger RNA of Betta splendens (Siamese fighting fish), 5224 nucleotides long. RefSeq names its product LIM domain 7a (gene lmo7a). Bases 317 to 4717 code for a protein of 1466 amino acids. Gene Ontology annotation, molecular function: protein binding. Gene Ontology annotation, biological process: regulation of cell adhesion; regulation of signaling. The transcript is spliced from 31 exons. Lineage: Eukaryota; Metazoa; Chordata; Actinopteri; Anabantiformes; Osphronemidae. The record is from RefSeq and is a predicted model, not a curated record.